Molecule: messenger RNA, 1254 nt
Organism: Orbilia oligospora ATCC 24927
Lineage: Eukaryota; Fungi; Ascomycota; Orbiliomycetes; Orbiliales; Orbiliaceae
Exons: 1
Coding region: 1-1254 (417 amino acids)
Source: RefSeq, a predicted model, not a curated record
AUGUUAUUUCCACCUUCAUACGGAGAGUCUGUCCUGAUACCCCGCUUUCGAACUCGUCCAUACGAGACCCCGAGUCCUACUACAUAUAUCAAUACCGACGUAUGUACAUUCACGGAAAUCGCGAUGGCGGACAUCAGAACUAGAAUCCUUGAGGCGGCCGACGCCCAUAUUUCUCUAAUUUCUCAAAUGUCGGACUUAGAACAUGCUCCUUUUACUCUUGAACAGCAAUCCAAAUACCUCGCCGACUUGAAAAAGACACUUACAAGCCUCAAGACGGAGCUUGAAAAGCUCAGAAAAAUCACUAGCAAAGAGCGAAAAGGUCACCAGGAUCUUCGGGAUUCAUUCGCUCGUCGAUAUGCCCACAAGUUGACUGGCCGCUCUGAAAAAUUCGUAUCCAAAAUUGAAAAAGAAGAACGAGAGUAUCUUGACGCACUGCACAACGAACGGGCUGCCGAGGAGAAAGAACGAUACUUAGAAGAUACAAUCGCCGAGACAGAAAACAGAGUUGCGGAGCUCACAACUCAAACAAACCAGUACGUGAACCUUAAGGAGCAGUCUGAACAACUCUAUAAGAAAGUAUUCGACGGACCGACUCCAGAGUUUCCGGAAGAGGAUCAAAUGGAAGUUGCAGUUCAGCACGCCAAGGAUUUCUUUGCCGAAGCCCAAUCCAGGUGCAACAGCGACCAAGAAGCCGAAAAGCUCAUGUUCAAAGCCGAAAAGUCAGUCGCGAGGGCGGUUAAAUUCUGCGAUGAAGCUCUAUCCGCUUCCUCUUGGGACGUCUGGGGCGGCGGUACCGUUGCCGAUAUGAUCGAGCGAGAUAAUCUGAGCAAGGCCAAGUCAACUGUGUCCCAGGCGCAAAUGCUUUUAGGCCAAGCGAUCGAUCUCCAAGAUGCAAUUGGACCUUUCGAUACCGUCAAAGUCGCAGGUGGCCAUACCACUGAAAUUUUUCUCGAUAAUCCAGUCUCCGAUUAUGAAUUCCAUAAGAAGGUGAAGGAAACCUAUGUUCAGAUGAGGUUGUUGCAUCAAAAGGUCCAGCUCGAACUCCAGGCGCAAAGAGGAAGAGCACUUGACUCGAAAAAUAACAUGGAAGAUGCCAAAGCGCAGUUAGCAGCUGCUCGCGGAGAAUUGGAAAAGGUUCGAAGAGAGGUAUUCGAGCGUGUUACUGGUAUUUCUUGCUCAACGGGGACUCCUCCAGCAUAUGACGCUAUGGACUCGCCGCCAGCUCUUGAUCCUGAUGAGAUACUAGUUGCUUAA